Molecule: messenger RNA, 657 nt
Organism: Lampris incognitus (smalleye Pacific opah)
Lineage: Eukaryota; Metazoa; Chordata; Actinopteri; Lampriformes; Lampridae
Product: melanoregulin-like
Exons: 6
Coding region: 61-657 (198 amino acids)
Biological process (GO): melanocyte differentiation; melanosome transport
Cellular component (GO): melanosome
Source: RefSeq, a predicted model, not a curated record
CCUACACAAAGCACACCGACUGAUCUGAGGGCUUCUCAAGAUACUCAAGGACACUUCACUAUGAAGACCACCAGAGUUCCCUGGCAGCCGGUGCCAGUGUACAGUGAGUCCAGCGACAGUGACCCAGACCCAGGUGAUGAGACACUGUAUAGGCCGGAGCCUCCAAGAGGGAGUCCCUGGGACACCCCAGAGAGCCAGAGGAGCAACACCUUCACAUGGCCCAUUCCAGACAGCCCCCAAAGUCCUACCAUAAGACGAGAAUCUGACAAGGAGUUACAGGCCCUCAUCAACAUGAGAAACCAGACGGACAAAGACACUGAGGAAUGGGAGAAGUUGAACUACGAUAUACACUCUCUUCGGUGUGUCAGACGAGAGGUUGGUGCUCGAUGGCGGAAAAUCCUACUACAGCUAGGUUACCAGUGUGAGGUGGAGAACUUGCUGUGUGUGAACAGACAGAGCCGGCUGAGCAGAGAGUCGGAGGACUUUGGCAGAGCUCGGGAGCUUCUACAAUAUCUUCUGGACCACACCGCUUUGUUUCCCCCGGGACCUGGACCCAAGAACCGAUACCUCUACGUUAUGGAUCGCCUGAUUUCUUUGGACAGCGCUGAAGACUUUGUCAGACUGGCCCAGCAGAAGUACCCCAAGACCAAAGGCUGA